This is a messenger RNA of Drosophila nasuta, 672 nucleotides long. RefSeq lists its product as uncharacterized. Lineage: Eukaryota; Metazoa; Arthropoda; Insecta; Diptera; Drosophilidae. The record is from RefSeq and is a predicted model, not a curated record. Gene Ontology annotation, molecular function: DNA binding. The transcript is spliced from 3 exons. Bases 116 to 610 code for a protein of 164 amino acids.
UUGAAAUUUGCUCCAUCGUAAGCAGCGUUUGGGCAUCUCUGCUCUCAAAGAUUUUUUACAAAAUCGCAAGCACAACCACGAGGUGACCAUCAAAAUACGACAACGAAGCAGAAAAAUGGAUAUUAGUAAAUUGAUCUCCGAAGUCGAACAGCGUCCCGCUCUGUGGGAUAUAACCCAUCCGGGGCACGGUGACCGUACGGAGAGGAGAUUUCAAUGGCUCGGCGUGGCAUUGGAAAUGGGUGGCAAUGCGCAACUGUGUCAGCGCAAGUGGCAGAGAUUGCGCCGCAGCUACCGGAGGUGCGUUAGCUUACACAAUCACUGGAUCCACGCCGAAGCCAUGCAAUUCUUGGGCAACGGCAAUCGGGCGGAUGCGGACAACCCCGAGGAGCAGCACGACAACGACGAGAGCGAAAACGGCAACGACGAGAACGACAACGACGAGAACGAGACCGACGACAACUACUUCUUCGUCAUUAGUUUGUUGACGACGAUGAGGAGGAUGACGCCAUUGCAAAAUAUCCAAUUUCGCACCAUGGUGAUGGAUGCUUUGCGCUAUAUGAUGACCCAAAUGCAACAGGAGCAACAGGAGCCAUCCAGCACCACACAUUAAAAUAAACAAAAAAAUUCCAUACAAUAUAUUUAAUAUAUAAAUAAAAAUAUACCGUAUGGCGA